Messenger RNA from Micromonas commoda, 642 nucleotides. RefSeq lists its product with no specific name. The transcript has 2 exons. Bases 1 to 642 code for a protein of 213 amino acids. Lineage: Eukaryota; Viridiplantae; Chlorophyta; Mamiellophyceae; Mamiellales; Mamiellaceae. The record is from RefSeq and is a predicted model, not a curated record.
AUGCAAUCUGGCAAACGCCUCGACGCGUGUUACGACGGAGUGAAUCACGUGAUGAUAUGUCGUGUGUCGAGGAGUCUACGCCUCCGCCCCCGGGGCGUCCUUGCCCCACAUCUCCUUGUACCUGUCCUGCGCCGCGCGUAUCGCCGCCUUUGCCUCCGCCAGGUACGCCUUCACAGCCUCGCCGCCCUGCCCGAGCCCCGUCAGCGCCGCGCCCUUCCGCCCGUACCCCUUACCCCACUUCGGCGCCAGUCGCACGCACCGCUCCGCGUCUGCCAGCGCCUCCUCGUACUUCCCCAGAGCCGCGUACGAAGCCGACCUGUUGCUGAACAGCACGUGGUUCUGCUUGUCCAUGCGGAUAGCCAUCGUGAACUGCUUCACAGCCUUCGGGUAGUCCCCGCCGGAGAACGCGGCGUUACCCUUCUGUUUAGCCUCCGCGGACAUCUUGGCGAGCUUGGCGGUCUUGGUAUCCUCGUCGUCGCUGCUGGAGGAGGAGCCGGAGCCGUCGGCGGUGGGGGCGACAGGCGCGGCGGCUGGCGGCGGUGCCGCCGCGGCAAUCGGCUCAGCCAUCCCCUUCGCCGGCUCCCCCUUCGCCGGCUCCGCCUCGCCCUUCUCGGGCCGCGCGAACAGGCUCGGCAUCGGUAG